This is a messenger RNA of Triticum dicoccoides, 2413 nucleotides long. RefSeq lists its product as uncharacterized. The transcript has 3 exons. The coding region runs from base 52 to 2226 and encodes 724 amino acids. NCBI's taxonomy places the organism in Eukaryota, Viridiplantae, Streptophyta, Magnoliopsida, Poales, Poaceae. The record is from RefSeq and is a predicted model, not a curated record.
UCCUGGCCGUCCCCCGCCCCAAAAAACGCUCCGGCCGCCAGAUCGCCGCUGAUGGCUUCUGGAUCCACUUCUUCCGGCUCUGGGAGGAGGGGGCUGGUGUCUUGCGCGCACAGCCUCAAAUGCCGCGUCGAGGAUGCGCCUCUGCCUCUUUACCCCGACCUCGAAAAGGCCAUCUACGAGCUCAUCGUUGGCUUCUACGACCAGGCGUUCAACCGGCUGCCCUGCGACAGGAUUCCGGGCCUCCGCGACCUGCUCACCACCGCCGGCACCUGCCUCGGCCUCCUCGACCCCGUCUCCAACAUCAUCCUCAACACCCUCGCCCUCCUCCCCGAAGGCGCCGCCGCCGCAGCUUCCACCGCUCCACCCGCCACAAAGAAGUCCAAAAGACUAGUGCGCAAGGCCUGGGCCUGGCACGACAUUGCAAACAGGUCCUACAACAGUCUCCUGGCCUUCCUCAUGGCGUACUUCGGAUGUCUCUGCACCAAGGAACAGGCCGCCCGCUACAUCUACUGGGCGGGCGCCAAUCUCAGCCUCGCCGUCAUGCUCGUCGAAUACGAUCUCUACUAUAGGGUGGAGGAUACACUGGACCCUGAAUCCGGCAGGACGCAGGCCGCCCUCGAGUGGGCGGCCACCAUCGCAGGUCACCCUUCCCCCACCGUUUUGACUAAGCUCAUGUCAUCCCAGCUCAAAGACGACGACUUUCACCUUCUGGAGAAGCAACUCUUUUCAGCAGCAGAUACCCCUCUCAAGGCUGAUGAUGUCGGAGAAAUCGACAGCAUAUUGCGCAUGAUGAUGAGCCCGCCCUGUGUUGCCAGCGUAAGCCAUACCACAAAAGGGCUGGUUGUCCAUGUUCGUCAGAACCUCGACACCGUGUGGUCGACCACCCCCUCCGCUACAGAGGACACCAGGACCACCUCCACCUCUCUCUGCUGGGACGGAAAACCCAUCUCGUCGCUGCAGUGCGGACUGCCUGACAAGCUAGAACGUUGCCUGGAAAGAGCAGCUGGCCUGGAACAAUAUUUGGAGAACCUGUGCAGCAGUGACACCUGCGAUUACCUGCAGACUCUCAAGAUGCACCUCCACGGUAUGAUUCAUAUCUGGUGCGUCAAGGUGCUCAAGCUGCUGCCCAAACCAUCCGGCUCGCUCAUGCGCGCCUUCCUCAUGGCCGGCCACUGCUACGGCUCCAUGGACCCUGUCUCCAACAUCAUCGUCAACUCCAUUUGGUACAACAGCCACGGCUGCCCUCUCCCAGAGUCUGAACGCAGCAAGAUUGAGCAAUACAAUGACAUCCUGGACCCCCUAUCUCUGCUCCGCACACAGGUUCACUCCCUCAAGGGCCUUGUGGAACUCGCCAAAUUCGCCAUCCUGGACACAGCACACGGCGGGUUCUCAACAGAGGGUUGUGCUCUGGAGUUGCUCUGCAGUGCAGGAUGCGACGUUUUUGACAGGUUUCCAUCAUCGGCAGGGAUGUUUAAAGAGAAGAAGCUCUUCCAUGAAGUUGCCAAGGCCGCUGGACACCCUCUACCGCUUCAGCUGGGUGAACUGCACGAGAUGCUGAUGGUAGCACCCGAGGGACAAGCGCUGCUCUCCUUGACGUCCGAGGCUCAAAUUCAAUGUAGUGUGUUGCGCAUCGAGGACAUGACAAAUCAUAUAAGCCGCAUGUGGCGCGGUUGGGUGGCUGCUAAAACUGGUGGCGUUGUGCAAGCUCCUAAACUUUUUCCAAAGUCUUUGAUGUUCGUGUCAAGCAUGAGAUCAAAGUAUGAGGAGCGGAGGAGUUGGUUCCGCUCAAAGAUUGAACAGGUGCUGAAGGAUUACACGACCCAGCAUUUUUGGGAGCAGCAGUAUAAACUUGAUAUUAUCUGUGGCGUGGAGGCAAUCAACAAAGGCCGCCCCCCCUUGGGUGAGAUGUGCUACCGCGUGAACUUCACUGCUACUUCCCAUUUGGAGCGUGAGAGGAGGCUAUUCUUCGCUGAGUUUUUGUUCUCAGGUGGGCCAAGGCCAGAGACCUGCUGCCCUCUACCCUAUGACUAUGCGGGCCGUUGCUACUAUGGUGAGCAAACCGCGAGGAAAAUUGUGUAUCCUGAUGACGCCAAAUACAUCCCGCAUGAUAUCACCCAUCCUGGAACCCGCCGUGUGGAUGACAUGCUAGAGAUGGACGUCGUCCACUUCAGUUCCGAGAUGGACGUGGAGCUCGCAGAGAAACUCAACAAGAUGCAUGCCAAUUGAAGAGUGAGUCUGAGUGAAUCUUCUGUCGCAGCGGUCGUGCGUGUGAUGCUAUCAGCUGUGAAGUGAGACCAUAGUACUAUAUAUGCUUCCUGCUGUGUGUUAUGAUGUCCUAAUUAAUGCGCAUUCUGCUAUGUAUUAUCUAGACUGGAUGACAUUCUUCAUUAUCUAUACUGGAGUAGUACUGUUA